Molecule: messenger RNA, 1437 nt
Organism: Saxophila tyrrhenica
Lineage: Eukaryota; Fungi; Ascomycota; Dothideomycetes; Mycosphaerellales; Extremaceae
Exons: 1
Coding region: 1-1437 (478 amino acids)
Source: RefSeq, a predicted model, not a curated record
AUGCUUUCCCAAAUCCUGGUCCUGCUCUCUGCCUUGAGCGCAAGAUCACUUGCCAUUCCCUUCCCUUCCGCGAGUUUUGGAGCAGCAUUCUCUUCGAUGGAAAGUCCUCCUGCCGUUGCGUCUUCCGCUGUCAGUACCACUUCAUCGGCCACAGAGUCAUCCUUCACCGGGGUGUCCGUCGGUGCCGUCAACGCCGUCGUCUCCCCAAGUGGAGUAGACGUGUGCUCUCUCGACCAGAGCGAUCCAGCGUCAUGGGAACCGUCGGCAGCCACCAGCUUCAUGCAGAACUGGUUCGACGCCAACGGAACAGCCAACUGGCUCAACGCCAUGGACGACACCACCCAAAUCGACGGCUUCGACUCUGUCCUCGAUUGCAAGCCUCUAGGAGGGAAUACCUGCGCGGCUCCCAUCACCCCAUGCAAAGACUUCACACCACCGGUACUGCGACUCGUACGCAUCGCGGCCACCAAUGCUCACGACUUCUUCACAUUGGCACAUGAGCAACUCCAAGACACGACGAUUAGCGACAUCCUCUCCAUCGACCAGGUCAUUGCAGACUUUGCUCCUGAUCCGCCGGAGGCUGGAUUCAACUUCGUCAACGCCGUUGCUGCCGGGUUCUUCCUCGCAGGGCCUAUAGCAGGCAUAGCAGGCAAAGAAGGCCUCAGUUCAAUCCUGAACAUCGUCGGCGGAGCAUUGGGCUUUGCAAACGCCGUGAACCCUCCAGCAGAACCCAUCGACAGCACAGACGAAUGGCAGAGAGUUCUCAGCGACCAACUGGGCGCGACCUUCACAUCAGCCGCAGACGCAAUAGAAGGGAUCAACAGCAAACUCUUCGGGGGCGAUGCCGACUACGACCUGGACGGGCUAGUCUCGAGCCUCCGAUCCGCGGGCCUGGUGGAUACGACCGAGGGUCUCAACUCCAUCAGCACCAUCUUCGCCAGCGGCGCCUUCCUCGCCGACCAAGACGAGUCGAGCCUCACCGCCGGCCUCGACGCGGGCUUCGCACGGGUCAAGCAGAGCCUCGUCGCCGGUCUCAUGCGCGCGCAGAACUGGUACGUCUUCAUCAACACCCAGCUUUCGGAAGGCGAGUGUGGUGUGCUCGGCAGCCGGUUCAUCAAUAACGAGUGCAUGAUCCUGUCGAAGCGCAGCUCGAGCGAUGGCCGAGACACUGACCCGAUCCAUAGCGAUAUUUUGAGCAGGCUGGAUGGUGGUGAAGGGUACAAUAUCAAUGUGGCGGAGAUGUAUCAGAAUGCUGUGGACUGCAAUGGCGGGCGGCUGGAUACGAGCGUGAGUUUUGGAGCGGGCUUGCCGAAGUGUUUCUGGAGUUUGCCGAUUUUGCGGGUGGAUGGCGAGUUCGUUUGUGAUUUGAUACCAGAGGGGUUGGCUUCCGCUCAAGGGUAUGCAGCGGGGGUGCAGUUGACGGAGUCGGCGUGUUGA